Diorhabda sublineata is the source of this 1215-nucleotide messenger RNA. RefSeq lists its product as uncharacterized. The record is from RefSeq and is a predicted model, not a curated record. Lineage: Eukaryota; Metazoa; Arthropoda; Insecta; Coleoptera; Chrysomelidae. Gene Ontology annotation, molecular function: polygalacturonase activity. Gene Ontology annotation, biological process: pectin catabolic process. Bases 1 to 1170 code for a protein of 389 amino acids. Gene Ontology annotation, cellular component: extracellular region. The transcript is spliced from 4 exons.
AUGUCCUUGUAUAAAAAUAACGUUUCCAAUGGUAAAAAAACAAAUUCAAACAAUUUUCUUCUUAAAAUGAUUGUUUUCAAAUCUCUAAUUUUUCUUUGCUGUACAAUUUUUGUAUCCAGCAUCGAAAUUAUAUCACAAGUUUCAAAUUUAACUAACGAUUGUUAUAUAACUCAGUACUCCCAAGUAGCUAAUGCACUUAGCAAAUGUACGAAUAUUGUUAUUGAUAGUCUCGUAGUACCGAGCGGUAUAACCCUAGAUUUGAAAUUGAAAGAUGGUGCAAUACUUGCUUUCAAAGGUACUACUACCUUCGAAGUUGGUUAUAAUGAUAUAACUUUGAUGACUAUAUCAGGAAACAAUAUAAAUGUUUUCGGCGAAUCAGGUUCUCUCAUACAUGGUCAAGGUGAAAAAUAUUGGGACGGUCAAGGUGGGUCUGGUGUUAAAAAACCAAAACUUUUCCAAAUACAUGACGUAAACCAUGCGGUUUUCAAAAACAUCAAUUUGAAAAAUUGCCCCUUAUUCUGCCUUUCAAUAGUUAAAGCCACUGAUCUAUCAAUAGAUGGAUUUAAAGCUGAUUGUUCGGAAGGAGAUAGCGGAUCGGCGCAUGUUGGUAGAAACACCGACGGUAUUGGUAUAUCUUGGUCAUCAAACGUACGUAUCAACAACGUUUUCAUACAUAAUCAGGACCAAUGUUUAUACGUCAACCAAGGUUCCAAUAUGGUAUUCACCAACAUCCACUGCGUUAAUUCGAAUGGUAUUUGCGCUACGGCAGGUUUCGCCGAGGAUAAUUACGAAGAAAACACCACCAAGAACAUCACUUUCCAUAAUUGCGUCAUGGAAGGCGGGCUUACGGGUGUACAAAUUAUCGCCAUGGCUAAUGGAGGACCAGGUGAAAUUAGCGACAUCACUUUCCAAAAUGUUAAACUCGUAGGGGUUCGUCAACAAGGUAUAUUCGUCGAAAUGGAUUAUGGUAACGCGGGUCACCUCAAUAACAACAUAGAAGUGAAAAAUUUGAAAAUGUCUCAGAUUUAUGGUACAGUGGCAGAUGGGGCUAGACAAAUUUACAUUAAAUGCGGAGCGAAAUGUCACGACUGGACCUUUUCCAACAUCAAUUUAACCGGCGGCGGUACCCCGAAUUCUUGCAACUACGUUCCUGCUGGGUUCUCGUGUUAAAUUUCAUUUUUUCAAUCAAUAAAAACGAAAUUUCAUUAUACAAAA